This is a messenger RNA of Oryzias melastigma (Indian medaka), 2314 nucleotides long. RefSeq lists its product as uncharacterized. Bases 405 to 2279 code for a protein of 624 amino acids. Gene Ontology annotation, molecular function: protein tyrosine/serine/threonine phosphatase activity. The record is from RefSeq and is a predicted model, not a curated record. Gene Ontology annotation, biological process: cilium assembly; protein dephosphorylation. The transcript has 13 exons. Lineage: Eukaryota; Metazoa; Chordata; Actinopteri; Beloniformes; Adrianichthyidae.
UUUAAAACAUUAAAUAAUUUACUGUGAAUUUUUUCAAGUUUUUAGUCAAAAUAGGCUUUUCUUAAAAUGCAAUUCAGCAUCCAAAAAAAAGAACAAUUAAUUCACAGCAACAAAACCGCUAUCUACAUCACAAAAUAAUAUCUUGGAGGAACUGUGACCUGUGGCAGGUAAUUAGGGCAUCCAUAGUGGUUAGGAAUAAGCAUUAUAUAAUUGGCUUGCCAUGAAGCAUGAUUGUCUGUUCUAAAGUAUUUAUGACAGCUAAUAAGGCUUAGAGGAGCUGGGACAUUGCACAGUUGUGUGUGUGCAGUACGACAACAUAGAGGAGCACAUGUGCAUCCAGUUUGAGAGAAAACAUUAAAUGGGAUUAACUCUUUCACUGUCUGACUCCGUCAAACAGCAGGAUAAUGCCGAGCCUAGCUCCACACAUUUCAGUUCCACGGCCUUCCUACUCCCAGGCCAGGGAGAACCUGGUGAAGGCAAUCCCACCCAAGCUGCUCUGUCUGUUAGCCUGUGGAGGAAGAGACUGUCGCUAUGAAGGCCCGGACUGCUGGAAGUUAAACCAGCAAGUCAUCCGAGGCGUUUUCUCCUCCUGGGUGACGGAUGAUAUUAUUGCAAUGGCUCGACCGUCAAACCAUCUAAUCCAGAAGUACAACAUCAUAGAUCAAUUUAACAGGUUAAGCAUCAAAUCCAUCAUCAACAUGCAGCUUCCUGGGGAGCACGCUCACUGUGGACCUCCUCUAGACCCUGACAGCGGUUUCACAUACUCUCCACAGACUUUCAUGGAUAAUGACAUUUACUUUUACAACUUUGGGAUGCCUGACUACGGUGUGUCGUCUCUUGUUGGAAUCAUUGAUGGCGUGAAGGUUCUGGAUUUUGCUGUUAAAGAAGGAAGAGUAGCUAUUCACUGUCACGCAGGCCUGGGCAGAACAGGCGUCCUGAUUGCUUGUUACUUGAUCUACACCCUGCGCAUCAGCCCCAGCGAGGCCGUCCACUAUGUGCGCAUCAAACGGCCUCGAUCUAUUCAAACGCGCACGCAGAUAAACCAAGUCUUUGACUUUGCUCGGCUCCUCGGCACGCAGCUGGUCCAGUAUCCAGACCUCAGCCUGCGGCAUGGAGCUCCUUUCACGUUGCAGCACUACCUCAACCGACAGGCGCUGCUGCUGCAUGGUCAGGAGGCCCGCAAGCUACGACACACACCCAAGGUGGUGUACCUUCUGUGUGUGCGCCUCUCCUGCUUGGCACUGGGGCUCCCACCUCCCCCUGAAAUCCAAGUAGAGCUGGAAAAGAGGUCAGGAAUCAAGACCCUCAGCAAGACAGUGAGAGACACCCUGGUGUCCAGACAGUAUUUACCCUUGUUGAAUGAAGGCUGUAAGAGCUCACGGGGGGCAUCAGGGUCUGUGUCCUCCUGGGACGAACCUCUGGGAUACUUGGAGAGAAAGCAGGAGGUGCUGCUGGACAAGCGCAGCUACAGUGAUUCUGAUCUCAGUAAAAUCACAGACCUGGAGCUGAGUCCAUACUGCGCAGCAGCACUUGGAAGUGAGAAACACUGGUGUGUGCAGGACCUGAUUCAAACUGACAGGACAUCAGUCAGUCCAGUUCUUGGCAUGGUUUCAGGAGGACAUCAGACUGCAAAAAAGCAAACACUAAACCCUACAAUGUCCAAUGUGAUGCCAAACGACAACGGGGCAAAGAGGACAAAGUGUGCAGGCAAGAACACACUUCCCAAAUACAGUUCCAGCUUGGAGUUGUACAGAAACACACAUAAUCCCAGCCCAACAACCAUGGCCCGUCCUGUCGCCAAGGCGAUGGCAGAACAAGGACCACCAGGAGAAAACAUUCUGCAGAGGUCCACUCUGCUGCAGGAGGAACUGAACAGCAGCGACUGUGGCUGGGCUCUGCUGGUCACUGAGUCAGAUAUCCACGUCCUCUGCUGUCUAUUGUGGACGUGGCUGGAGAAGUUAAAAGACCCCGUCCUGAGCCCUGAAGAUAUACAGAAGUUAAAAGUCGAAGGAAGCAACAGGAAACCUCUGAAUGUGCUCAAAAAAUCACAAAGACACACCAUCUACUGUCUGCUGAGCUGUGUGAGUUCAGUGACCAGCUUGUGUCCACACAGAGAGGAUGCUGUGCUCCAGCGGCUGAUGUCCGCACUCACACGGCGCCCUCAAGAGGAAAUGGGAACCCUUGCACAGCUGAUGAAAGUCUUAAAGGCUUGUUUGAGAGAAACCUUCCACAACUAUCGACGCCUCACAAGAGCCUGUAGCACCAUUGCAACUCUUUGAAGAGCAGUCCAUUCAAAAUAAAUGAGAAAAACAAU